CAGUCCCUCAAGACGUCGUAUUGACCUCCAUGACAAACGUCCACUUGAUCGACGCCUAAAUGUUUACUGGAAGGGGGACAAGAAUAUUGAAACUGAAAAUUUAAAAGGUACAUGGCGUACCCGUGUCCCUCCGAGAAGGCGUGUUUACAUGAUUUCGGACAGCCCUUUGAGUAAAACCUGUCACUCGGAAGUCUAGCGCUCAGCGGAUUAAAAACGAAAGUCAGUAGGACAAUCAUAGGGCACAUGAGUUUGGUAGAACAAGCAUCAGGGAGGAGAGACAAAAAGAGCCCAUUUUACACAUCUUAUUUAGGUCACAACUGGAUUGGCUCCUUUUUGGUGUUCCUUCGUGCGCUCUAAAGAGAAAGUAUAUAUAUUUUUUCUAUUACAUUUGAUUAAUUGCGUGUGUUAAGCGGUGCGGUGACGCGAUGAGUCAAUGGAAACAGAUCCAGCAGCUCGAGGUCGGUCUCCUGGAGCACGUGGACUACCUGUACAAUGACAACUUCCCCAUGGACGUCCGACAGGGUCUAGCAGACUGGAUCGAGGGUCAGGAUUGGGAGACAGCAGAGCGCAAUGAGUCUAUGGCAGCAAUGCUGUUCACCAACCUGCUGGGACAGCUGGAGAGAAGCUGUGCCCAGGAGCCCAACUUCCUUCAGAGACACAACCUGAAGAUCAUCCACCAACAGCUACAGAUGAAGUACAACACCAACCCGGGGCUGAUCGCCCGCGUGAUCUCCAACUGCCUACGAGAGGAGCGUCGCAUCUUGUCCUCCGCAUGCAUGCAGCAACAGGGUCCCCUGGAGAACUCCAUGCCAAACUCUGUGACUCUGGAGAAGCAGAAGAACAUGGACAACCGGGUCGCCAUCAUCAGAAGCAGUGUCCAGCUGAUGGACCAGGCUGUGAAGUAUAUCGAAGACAUGCAGGAUGAGUUCGACUUGCGCUACAAAACCUUACAGUCUCGAGAUCCAGCAGAGAAGACGACCGAGAGGAUGAAAGAAGAAGUGAUCAGACUACAGGAAAUGCUAAACAGACUGGAUUUCAAAAGGAAGGAGAUCCUGUCCAAGAUGGGUGAUGUCAUCAAGGAGGUAGACUCCCUGGUGACGUGUGAUCUCCACCCAGAGCUGCUGGAGUGGAGACGCAGGCAGCAGGUCUCCAUCAUCGGGGGUCCUCUCCUCACCGGCCUCGACCUGUUGCAGAACUGGUUCACUGGGACUGCCCAUAGUCUGUUCCAGAUAAAACGUCAGCUAGACAAGCUUGGGGAGCUGGUCGUCAAGGUAACGUACGAGGGUGACCCCAUCCCACUACAGACCCCCCACAUGGCUGAGACGGUCAGGUGCCUCGUCUACCUCGUCAUCAAGAGCUCGUUUGUGGUUGAGGUGCAGCCGUGCAUGCCCACUCACCCUCAGCGUUCCCUAAUCAUCAAGACCGGUGUGCAGUUCACCACCAAAGUCAGACUCCUGGUUAAACUUCCUGAGGUGGACUACCAGUUGAAAGUGAAAACAACUUUUGAUAAGGACCUACCACCCGGCAGACUAAACCGUCAGUUUUUCAUCCUGACCAACAGCACUAAGGCCAUGGACGUAGAGGACUCGGCCAAUGGCUGCCUCUCGGUGGAGUUCAGACACCUGCAGCUUAAAGAGAAAAAGUACAUCAAUGGUGCGAAGGGGAAUGAGGGCCUCCUCAGUGUGACGGAGGAACUCCACUCUCUGAGUUUCGAAGCUCACUUCAUGGUUCUGGGCCUCGCUAUCGACCUGGAGACAACUUCGCUGCCCCUAGUGGUAAUCUCCAACGUCAGCCAGCUGCCUGCCGGCUGGGCCUCGGUCAUGUGGUACAACCUUCUGACGGACGAACCCAGGAACCUAGGUUACUUUGGUAACCCUCCCCGGGCCAGCUGGAGUCAGCUGUCUGAGGUGCUGAGCUGGCAGUUCUCCAGCUUUGCAGGCAGAGGGCUCAACCCUGACCAGCUCCUCAUGCUGGGGGAGAAACUCCUUGGUCCAGGCAACUCCUCCGGUGACAUCCAGGUGUCUUGGUCUAAGUUCUCCAAGGAGAAUAUCCCAGGAAAGGCCUUCAGCUUCUGGAUCUGGCUGGAGUCCAUCUUGGAGCUAAUUAGGAAACACUUACUGCCCGUCUGGAACGACAAUUACAUCAUGGGCUUCGUGAGCAAGGAGAAGGAGCGAGCCUUGCUCAAGGGCAAAGAGGGAGGGACCUUCCUGCUUCGCUUCAGUGAGAGCCACCUUGGAGGGAUCACCUUCACGUGGGUUGAGCAGGCAGACAAUGGGGAGUCAAACUUCACCUCCGUGGAGCCGUACACCAAGAGCCGCCUGAUAGCCCUGCCGUUCGCCGACAUCCUCAGGAAUUACAAGGUGAUCUCGGAGGGCUUGGUGACCGACAACCCCCUCAAGUUCCUGUACCCCAACAUCCCCAAAGACGAGGCCUUCAGCCGGUACUACAACAGCCCCCAGAGCAAAGUCCAUCCAUACCUGUCUGCCAAUCUGAUCCCCAUCUCUGAGCUACCGUCCAACGGGAGCGUACCGCUGACACACUGCUCAUCCCCUGAGCCCCCCAUGAGUCCAGGGGUGUUCCAAAUGCUGCACCAGCAGCUGUGCUUCGACACAAUGAGCCCACCGUAUUCAGAGUGAAGACCACCUGAAAUCCUUCCUGUAUAAAGUUUCAACAUACUGAAUCUAGAAAAGACCUCGGAAUUAACAGAUUAUGACCUAGCAACGACCAGAUACCCGCUUCCAAUUGAAUGUCCCGAAGCCCAGGAUUGUAUUUUUGUAUUAGAAAUAACUACUUUUACUAUUUUUUAUUCUACCUAUCUAUAUCUUUCAAAUGCACAUUGUUGUUGCACCUAUGUCCCUUUUGUUGUUGCACAUAUGUUAUAAAUGAAAAAAUAAAAACAUAUAUACAUUUGGAGUGUUUAUGGUGAAACAGCUGUGGUUAUUUAGUCAUUAACACAAUAUGCAUAUUAACGUUUUCUUCUUUCUUUUUGAUACACCAAAUCAAUAACGUUCUUAGUAUGGCUUAAUAUGUAUAUGUGUUGUGUUUUUUAUGUUUUGUUGAUUGGAAAUCAAAGCACAUGUUUUUGUCAUAUGCCACUGACUUGAUAAGGGUGUCCAAAAAUAUGGUCCAUAAUGUGAGUGCCAACAAGUGUGCGCGGUGUGAGGUGGAGUCGCAGCCACCUCUCCUCCUCCUCACAGAUCACUAGAAUCACGACAUGACAGAAAUGAGUCACGAAUAAAAACUCAUGUUGUAAA
This is a messenger RNA of Gadus morhua (Atlantic cod), 3254 nucleotides long. It is a transcript of the gene stat4, whose product is annotated as signal transducer and activator of transcription 4. Gene Ontology annotation, biological process: regulation of DNA-templated transcription; signal transduction. Gene Ontology annotation, molecular function: DNA binding; DNA-binding transcription factor activity. The record is from RefSeq and is a predicted model, not a curated record. NCBI's taxonomy places the organism in Eukaryota, Metazoa, Chordata, Actinopteri, Gadiformes, Gadidae. The transcript is spliced from 23 exons. Bases 426 to 2636 code for a protein of 736 amino acids.